Cynara cardunculus var. scolymus (artichoke) is the source of this 1946-nucleotide messenger RNA. Its product is annotated as phosphomethylethanolamine N-methyltransferase-like. The transcript is spliced from 12 exons. The record is from RefSeq and is a predicted model, not a curated record. Bases 274 to 1752 code for a protein of 492 amino acids. Gene Ontology annotation, biological process: phosphatidylcholine biosynthetic process. NCBI's taxonomy places the organism in Eukaryota, Viridiplantae, Streptophyta, Magnoliopsida, Asterales, Asteraceae. Gene Ontology annotation, molecular function: phosphoethanolamine N-methyltransferase activity.
CACACAAACUUCAUCAAUCCCUUUGCAUUUGCGAAAUUGCAGUGAUCAACGUUCUAUGCAGCAGAAAGGGAGAUCAUUCAAUAGCAGAUCGAGGUCGUUCUCAAGAGCUCGCGUUGCCAUCGAGGGUUCAUAGUCAUCAUCUCAAAUACCCAUCGAACCAAACCUCCGAUUUUCUCGCAAAUCCUUUGUUUCUUGUUCUAAAUACUAUUUUCGUCUCGUUUUUAAUCCUCAUUUCUCGAAAACCUCGUCAUUUCUCGUCAAAAAUCUCUUGCAAUGGCUGCUGUUGUUAAUGGAGAAGAACGUGAGAUUCAGAAGAACUACUGGGUUGAGCACUCCGUCGACCUUACUGUUGAGGCUAUGAUGCUUGAUUCUAUGGCAUCGGAUCUUGAUAAAGAAGAGAGGCCUGAGGUACUGUCGCUACUCCCACCCUAUGAAGGGAAGUGCAUCCUCGAACUAGGAGCUGGUAUUGGUCGUUUUACUGGCGAAUUAGCCAAGAAGGCGGGGAAGGUCAUAGCCUUGGAUUUCAUUGAAAGUGUGGUAAAGAAGAAUGAAAGCAUCAAUGGACACCAUGAAAAUGUCAAAUUUAUGUGUGCUGAUGUUACAUCACCGGACCUAAACUUCCCAGCUGAAUCAAUGGAUCUGAUUUUCUCAAACUGGUUAUUGAUGUACCUUUCUGAUAAAGAGGUUGAAUCUAUUGCUGAAAGACUUCUGAAAUGGGUGAAGGUUGGAGGACAUAUUUUUUUCAGAGAGUCAUGCUUUCACCAAUCUGGAGACCAUAAGCGAAAGCACAACCCAACACACUACCGUGAACCUAGAUUUUACACCAAGUUGUUUAAGGAAUGUCACAUGUCCGAUGCAUCCGGUAAUUCUUAUGAACUCUCUCUUGUUGGAUCCAAAUGCAUUGGAGCUUAUGUUCGCAACAAGAAAAAUCAAAAUCAGAUCUGCUGGAUAUGGCAGAAGGUGAAUUCAGAGGACGAUAAGGGCUUCCAGCGAUUCUUGGAUAAUGUCCAGUACAAAAGUAGUGGCAUACUGCGCUAUGAACGCAUAUUUGGACAAGGGUUUGUGAGCACAGGAGGAAUAGAUACCACAAAAGAAUUUGUUGCACAGCUGGAUCUCAAGCCCGGCCAGAAAGUGUUAGAUGUUGGAUGUGGCAUCGGGGGAGGCGACUUCUACAUGGCCGAGAACUUUGACGUUGAGGUUGUUGGCAUCGAUCUUUCUGUGAAUAUGAUCUCUUUUGCUCUUGAGCGGGCAAUUGGGCUCCAAUGUUCAGUUGAAUUCGAGGUUGCUGAUUGUACCAAGAAAUCAUAUCCAGAUAAUACAUUCGAUGUGAUCUAUAGCCGUGACACGAUCCUCCAUAUUCAAGAUAAACCUGCAUUGUUUCGAACCUUCUACAAGUGGUUGAAACCGGGUGGCAAAGUUCUCAUCAGUGAUUACUGCCGAAAAUCUGGAACGCCAUCUCAAGAGUUUGCAGAAUACAUCAAGCAAAGAGGAUAUGAUCUCCAUGAUGUAGAAACUUAUGGGCAGAUGCUUAAAGAUGCUGGCUUUGGAGAAGUGACAGCAGAGGAUCGAACAGAUCUGUUCCAGGAGGUCCUUAAGAGGGAACUAGAAAGAGUGGAGAAGGAAAAGGAAGAAUUCAUCCAAGAUUUUUCUGAAGAAGACUACAACGAUAUCGUUGGUGGUUGGAAGGCGAAGCUGGUGAGAACGGCUUCCGGAGAGCAGAGAUGGGGGUUGUUCAUCGCGAAAAAGAAGUGAUUGCAGUGUGGAAUAUCCAUAUUUCUAGUGGUUUUUGAGUUACGAACCCAAUCUUUAAAUAAAAAAGGACUGGUGCUAAGGCUCAGAUAUCUUGUGGGGUUGUAAUCUAAGUACUUUGUGUGACUGUAUUGUAGAAUUACUGUUAUUGGAUGUUGAUGCUUAAUGGAUUCAGGUGUGGUUUCUAAGAUGUUAAA